AUGUCAUCCUCUCUUAUGAAAUUGAUGGGUGGUGGCAAUCUAAAUUCCCUAGUUUGCAAGAUUGUGUUUUUGUUUAUUGCUGUUUUGAUCCUAAGGUCUCUAUUGUUUCCUUCCAACAACCUUGUUGUAUAUAUGACCAAUAAGAAUGUUUCAUCCUAUGGUUUUGUUGUUGAACAACAAAAGUUUUUGGAGGUUCCACAGAUUGUGUGGGGAUUAAACAACCAAAAGAUUGCAUUUGCAAGGGCUUGUCUCACAGCUAGAAUGUUGAACAGAACUCUAUUGAUGCCUAGUCUUAGUGCUUCCUUGUUCUACAAGGAAGUUGAUCUUUUGAAACCAAUUUCAUUUGACAAGGUUUUCCAAUUUGACAAGUUUAAUGAACUAUGCAGCGGUUUUGUCCGAUUGGGCCGUUACUCGGAUCUCACGAACGCAACAGGAGUGAUCGAAAUCCAGAAAGGAAGUGGUAGAAAGUGGACUCUGGAGAGGGAUUUGGAUCACUUGAGAGAGGUUAAAGAUGGUUCAUUUUAUGACUAUGAGGUGGUUAAGAUUGUUGGGAAAAACCCUUUUUUGUGGCAUGAUCAUUGGCCUGUUAUGGAUUACGCUAAGGUUUUCGAGUGCUUGGUUUUGGUUGAUGAGAUUUCGCGAGAAGCUGAUAGAGUUGUGUCUAUGAUUAGAGAAGUUGGAAACAAUGAUAGAUAUGUUGCUGUUCACAUGAGGGUAGAAAUUGAUUGGAUGAUUCAUUGCAAGAAAUUGGAGCAAAGAUUGAACACAAAUCAAAUAUGUAGUAGCAAGAAUGAGAUAAUCGAAAGAGUUGGGAACAUUGAAGGUCUUAAUAAGAGUCCUCCAAUUGUUCUUUAUCUUGCGGUGGCUGAUAAACUUCUUCAAAACUCUUCAAUACUUGAAGGUUGGAAACAAGGUUUUUUACCUUAUGAGAAGAAGAAACUUGGUGUUGAUAGAAUCUAUGGAAAAUAUUCUUAUUUAGUUCAGUCUGCAAUUGAUUAUGAAGUGUGUUUGAGAGCUGAUGUGUUUGUUGGGAACAGUUUUUCUACUUUUUCAAGCCUUAUAGUUCUUGAAAGAACACAAAAGAUGAUGAAAUUGGGUGUGAAUGAAAUGUGUGGAAGUGAUGUAAAAUGGCCUUCUUUUGCAUAUAAUAUACAAGGUGAAUUGAAUGGUCCAGUGAGAUGGGUUACAAAUAUGUCUGAUUCAAGUCUUCAAGCUAUCAGCUAUGGCACUAAUCACAUUUCGUGUUAA
This is a messenger RNA of Vicia faba (fava bean), 1248 nucleotides long. Lineage: Eukaryota; Viridiplantae; Streptophyta; Magnoliopsida; Fabales; Fabaceae. The record is from the annotation of a GenBank genome assembly.